CCUCUAUACACCCAAUUGGCCUCCAUCGGGACGGCUCCCAGCACAAUGAGCGUCUGCCGGCCUGCGCGAUGCCUCUUCGCCAAAGCGACGGCGUCGGCGCUCCCUAAGCCGACGCCGCAGCGCUCCUUCCACUCGUCGGCGCCGCGAGCAGCUCGCAGGCGACGGCCGCACUAUCCCUCGAUCAAGGCGGAGGACUUGAAGCAGCUGAGCGAGUUCGCCGAGGCCGAGUACCCCAAGUACGACACGAGCGAGUUCGGCCUGCUGGAGAAGCAAUACACGCCCGCCCAGAUUGCCGCCAUCAAGGCCGCCGAGUCCGCCAUCGACACCCGCGACCUCGUCACGCAGGCCUCGCAGCGGACAGACCCAUGGCGGCUGCCCUAUGAAGACAACCUGGCCGAGGUCGAUCCCGUGACCGACCACCCGGAGAAGCUGGACGCCAGUCACAUCCCCGGCAAGCUGUCGCUCCGGGAGGCCAACGAGGUCGAGCGCGACGCGAACAUUGCCCGCAUCGCCUCGGAGCAGCUAGCCAAGAUGUACCCCGACGGUGUCCCUGAGGGCCAGCUGGACCCCGUGGAGCAGCAGAAGCUGCAGGAGGCCAUGGAAGCCGCCCUCACACAAGCCACGCUCGACCCGCGCUCGACAUACACAGGCAAGAACCAGGCCGCCAUCGACACCCUCGCCGACCCGCGCCACUCCAUCAUUGCCCCGGACCUGCCGCGCCUCGAGAACCGCAUGGCCCGCCAGACCCGCCGUCUCUCGACCGAGGAGGCGGAGGACCCGCGCCAGAAGCGUCUGCUGCAGUACAUGGGCUGGGACAAGCAGCAGCUGAAGAAGAUCCGCACCAAGACGCUCGUCGCCCACGGCGUCACCAACCAGACGCGCAUGGGCAAGAUCAGGAGUAUGUACUACCUGACUAUUGCGGGCAACCAGGACGGUUUGCUCGGCGUGGGCGAGGGCAAGAGUGUGGAGCCCGAAGAAGGGCGGAAGCAGAGCAUCAUGUCUGCCAUCAGGAACAUGAAGCCCGUGCCGCGGUACGAGAACAGGACGACGUUUGGCGAUCUGGAAAGGAAGGUCGGCGCGACCAAGGUGCAGCUCUUUGCCCGGCCGCCAGGCUUCGGUCUCCGCGCCCAGCACCUCAUCUUCGAGCUCGCCCGCGCCGCCGGCCUGCAGGACCUCGCAGCCAAGACCCCGCGCUCGCGAAACAAGAUGAACGUCAUCAAAGCCACGUGGGAAGCGCUGACGGAGCAGAGGUUACCGGACGAGAUUGCCCGCGCGAGGGGGAAGAAGCUGGUCGACGUGCGGAAGGUGUACUACGGCGGCAGCGUGCAUUAAAUGUGUAUGAUAUAUUGAGCAGGGUUAGGGGAUUGUACCAUGUGCGUCGCAUUAGGGUUGAUUGCAUUGUGUUGGGCAGCGUAGCACGC
Macroventuria anomochaeta is the source of this 1421-nucleotide messenger RNA. RefSeq lists its product as uncharacterized. The transcript has 2 exons. NCBI's taxonomy places the organism in Eukaryota, Fungi, Ascomycota, Dothideomycetes, Pleosporales, Didymellaceae. Gene Ontology annotation, biological process: translation. The record is from RefSeq and is a predicted model, not a curated record. Gene Ontology annotation, molecular function: RNA binding; structural constituent of ribosome. Gene Ontology annotation, cellular component: ribosome. The coding region runs from base 46 to 1332 and encodes 428 amino acids.